This is a messenger RNA of Chelonus insularis, 2391 nucleotides long. RefSeq names its product chromatin modification-related protein eaf-1-like. The record is from RefSeq and is a predicted model, not a curated record. Lineage: Eukaryota; Metazoa; Arthropoda; Insecta; Hymenoptera; Braconidae. The coding region runs from base 117 to 1946 and encodes 609 amino acids. The transcript is spliced from 3 exons.
CGCUAAGUAACCCCACUUUACAAGAUCGGGUGCGGCCUUUCUCUUAGGUCUAUAAAGGCACGAGAAAACGACAUUAAUAAGACAUUCUUUUAACACUCGUACUUGAUAUAUUCAUCAUGAAAAUUCUUAUAUUUAUAGGGUUUUGCAUUUUUUUACUUAAUGAAAAAUGUAUAGCAUCAAAACUUGAAGAAAAAGCAAAAGAUGAUGAUAAACUUGUACUUUUGGAAAUCGAUCUCAAAGAACCAGUUAAACGAUCACCUAUAACUACCAGCAAUGUUUAUGGUGGAGCUCAGAACCAAUUUAUUAUCCGCCAUGGUGAUGAUGCACAAGAAUUAUCCCCAGAAUACCUGGCUCUAAUUGAACAAUACACCCAGGCCCAACCUCAAGCCUACGAUGCACCAGCUAAACACGAAAAUGAACAACCAAGACAAUUGUUAGCUUACGCUAGACAACAACCUCAACAAGCCUAUCAUCGACCAAGAUUACCAGUCGCCCGACCACAUUUAGCACUACACCAGCAAGUCCAAGCUGAAGCACAACAUGAGGUUCAACCCCAACCACAAUUACAUGCUAGCGAAGCAUCGCAAAGAGAAUAUCAAUCUCCUGUUGCCUAUGCAGAACCAAAACGAGGUACUUUCGAGCAUGAACUUUUGCAAUUAGUUUCUGCCAAUCAAGCUCAAGAGUUUGGACUUAUUCAUGAGCAAAAGAAACCACAGAAACAAUACGCCUAUCCGCAAUAUGCUCAACAGAUCUUGGCAAGUGUAUCUGAUUACACAAAAUCCUCUAACGCAUUACCUCAGAAUUCUCCUGAUCACCAACAAUAUCAUAUUGAAACUUCAGCACCAAGAUACCAACCUCAACCUGAGGCAGCUUAUGUAUACGAACAUCGUCCAAAAAUUGUCAAACCUCAACCAACUCAACCACCUCCUCAACCACAAUAUCAACAACCACGACAAUACGUAACUCCCUCUCACUAUAAUAAUCCAAACAUUCAUCAAGUAGGAGAUCAUCAAGAAAGUGAAGCUAUUGCACAAGCACAAGCUCAAGCAGAAGCUCAAGCUUUAGCUUUCCAAAAAAUAUCCCAAGCUUCACAUCUCAAACAUCAGCAAGCUGCUCUCGAACAAAUACGAAUUGUUAAUGAACGUCAUAGACAACAAACUGCUUUAGAACAAAUCAAUCAAGGUCGAGUAAGUGAAGCGGGAAAAGAACAUAUUGAAGAACAAGUGAGACCAAAAAACCCUGAAGCAAAAUACAGAGCUAGACUAAAGGCACAAAUUGCUGCUGAAACUGCUGAAGCUCGUAAACAUCAAGAAGCUGCAGAAUACAAAGCUCAUGCUGAUGCUAUCUUAGCACUUCAACGACAACAACAAGCUCAUCUUCAGGCUCAAGAAGAUGCAUACAACUUUGCUCUCAAUUUUGAGAAAAAUCAACAAAAAGCACAAGAAGAAGCACAAGCUUUAGCUAAUGCUCAAGCCGAAGCUUUAUAUAAAGCCCAUCAAUCAGCUCGUCUGAAGGCCCAGAAAGAAGCCGUACUUGCUGCUCGUGCUCAAGAAGAUGCUAGAAAACGUGAUCCUGAACAUACACCUGUCAUUCAAUAUCUUUUACCUAGUGGUACUCCACUGCCAGAGCCUAGCCUUGUAACUAGCCAAGUACAACAAAAGUAUUACGCUGAUGCUGAAUCCGCUCCAAAAGCACAAUUGAAACUUCUCAAGAAGAAACCUUAUAAACCAGUGCUCAUUGAUGAGUCUGCAGAUCAAGAACAUGUUCGUGGACCACAAUUAAUUAAAAUUGCAGGAGUUUCUGAUUAUAGAGGUCAACAACCAGCUGCAGUAAGAAAUCCAGGCCCAGGUAGAUAUUAUGGAAAGAAAGACACAGCUUUAGAUAGAUCUGGAUAUGUUAUAUAUGACAACCCAUGGCUAUAUCAAAAUGCAGAAGCAAAACAAUAAUUUUUAUAACAAAAUACAAUAAGACAAUCAUCGGCAGUAGAUUUAUUUAAUUUUUAUAAAUUUGAAUAUCUUAUGCUUAUUUCAUUAAUGAUAUUUUAUUUUUAAAUGUAAAUAUUAAGGCAUCAUUUUGAAGACAAAAUUGUCAAUCAUUGAUAUUACCUUUUCGUACAUUGAAUUUUUUGAUAUAAAAUUAUAGACAGUACACUUGAAUUGACUAAUUGUUUAUAAACUUUUCUACUAAUAUGCUUAAGGUUGAUAGAAGUUUUUAUUCGUAUGAUGUCAAUCAAGGUAUUGCUGAUUUUUAUUCUACACUGCCGUUAUUUUGUAAUUAGCUAUUUUAUAUUCUAAUUCAUCUAAUGUAACAUUUUAUGUGAAAUAGUAAUUGAUUUACUAUCGAAUUAUAAUUUAUUUAUUGUUUGCCAUGAAUAAAUUUUUUUGUUAUGUA